CUAGGCCACCACUUUUCCCACUCCCACCAGAGCACUGAAGAGUGAAGAGAGAGACCCUCCUCCGACUCGGAGCACCGCCGCCGCCGCCGGAGCUCGAGACCUAUGGGCGGCUUCGCGACCUCGCGCCCGGCCUCCAUAGGCCUCUGCGCCUUCCUCUGCUUCCUUAACCUCUUCGCCUUCCUCCUCGCCGUGGGCGCCGAGCGCCGCCGCAGCACCGGAAAGGUGGUGCCGGACGAGUACGACGACCGCUCCUACUGCCUCUACGACACCGACGCCUCCACGGUCUACGGCGUCUCCGCCUUCUUCGUGCUCCUGCUCCAGCAGGCCAUCGUCACCGCCGCCACUCGGUGCCUCUGCUUUGGGCCCGCGCUCUCCUCCCUCGGCUGCGCCGUCGCCGCGUUCGUCCUCUCCUGGACAACAUUCCUCAUCGCAGAAGCUUGCCUCAUAGGGGGAUCGGUGAAGAAUGCAAAACACACCAAGUAUUUAGGCUACUAUAUGAAGCACGAUCUGGUGUCCUGCGCCACCCUUCGCAAGGGGGUCUUCGCAGCUGCUGCUGCGAUGAUGAUCAUCAACCUCGUGGCAUCCCUUCUCUACUACUGGAGCUACUCAAAGGCUGCAACUGGUGGGUUCAUGAAGCACCAAAACGAGGUUGGCGUGGGCAUGACGGAUUACGGCCUUGACAAGGGAGUUUCUGACCCUGAGUGAGCUGGCAUCUUGUUGCUCUGUCUGUGCACUAGCGCUAUAUAUCCUGUGCCUGAAGCUCUGUUGUUGCUCUACACUGUAAACGACUCCAGAACUGUAAUACGCGUGAAGUUCGUGGUAGUGUUAUUGUAUGGUUCACGAGCUCUCUCUGUGAAGAUGUGGUAGCCUUCAGUAUUAUUUUUCUGUUGUGCUUUCUUAUGCUCAGAGUUCCUCGCGUCACACAUACAGGCUUGCUGUUGUACUUGUACAUCACUUUGAUGCUCGUCGUUUCCAUGGCAUGUCGGAGGUACUAAAUUUCCAUUAAA
Molecule: messenger RNA, 1007 nt
Organism: Panicum hallii
Lineage: Eukaryota; Viridiplantae; Streptophyta; Magnoliopsida; Poales; Poaceae
Exons: 3
Coding region: 103-705 (200 amino acids)
Source: RefSeq, a predicted model, not a curated record